AUGACAAGUGUUGACAUUAAUAAUAAUAAUAAUAAUAAUAAUAAUAGUAAUAGUAAUAUAAUUGAAACUAAAUUAAUUGGACAUAAAGAUACAGUAUUAUGUAUUUCAAGUCAUAAUAAAAAAGAGAUAAUAGCAAGUGGUUCAGAUGAUUGCACUGUUAGAAUAUGGGAUUUAAAUACAAAUAAAUCAAUACAAUCAAUUGUUGAAGGAUUUCAAGGUAACCCAGUUAAUAACGUUUGUUUUGAUCAAGAUUUCACUCUUUAUUGUUCAUAUGAUAAUAUUAUAGUUUCAUUUGAUUUAAGACAACCAAAUGUAAUCUUAAAAGAAUUUAAUACUCAAUAUAAAUUUAAUACUGAAGAAAUUAAUCAAUUAAGUUUUGAUUCAAAAUAUCAAUAUUUAGCAGCAUGUGAUGAUUCAGGUCAAACUAAAAUUAUUGAUGUUACAAAAAAUAAAUUAGUAGAAUCAUUAAAUAAAAAGCAUACAAAUAUAGCAACAGGUUGUGUUUUUAGACCAAAUAGUAAAAAUGAAUUAAUUACAUCUUCAAUGGAUUUUUCAAUCAUUCAUUGGGAUUUCUUAAAAGCAAAAGUUUUACAUAGAGAUACAUUUAAAGAAGGUUCUUUACCUCAAAAUAUUUCAAAAUCACAACAACAACAACAAGAAACAACAGAACCAAAUAGAAUGUUAAAUCCACCAUUCGUUACAAGUGUUGAUUGUUCAAAUAAUUCAAAAUAUGUAGCUAUUUCAAUGGGUGAUGGUACAAUUGUAAUUAAUGAAAUUUCAAGUUUUAAACAAUAUUUAAAAAUAAAUUCUAUACAUAAAUCUUCAAUUCAACAAGUUCAUUAUCCAAAAUAUUUAGAAAAUAAUUAUCAAAGACUAAUUUCAUUUGGGAAUUAUGAUAAAAAGAUAGUAAUUUGGGAUGUUUCUGAAGAUAUGAAUACAAAAGUUUCAUCAUCUUUAUUAUCAAAUGAUGAAAAAAAUAAUGAAAGAAUUAAAACAUGGCUUGAACAUUCUGAAAAAAUUAAUUGUUUAACAACUUCAAAUUUAAAAAAUAAUGCAAUAUUUGUUGCCGAUUUAUCAAAUGAUUUAAAACUAUUAUCAAUUCAAUAA
This is a messenger RNA of Dictyostelium discoideum AX4, 1107 nucleotides long. It is a transcript of the gene wdr53, whose product is annotated as WD40 repeat-containing protein. The transcript is spliced from 3 exons. The record is from RefSeq and is a predicted model, not a curated record. Lineage: Eukaryota; Evosea; Eumycetozoa; Dictyosteliales; Dictyosteliaceae. Bases 1 to 1107 code for a protein of 368 amino acids.